Molecule: messenger RNA, 1212 nt
Organism: Trichoderma reesei QM6a
Lineage: Eukaryota; Fungi; Ascomycota; Sordariomycetes; Hypocreales; Hypocreaceae
Exons: 1
Source: RefSeq, a predicted model, not a curated record
GUAGAUGAUCCUAUAGCCGAUAUUGUAUGUCAGCGACCACUUCGUAGAGAUGUCCAAAGCGACGAGGUGUUUGCUGCGGCGAAAGGCCUCAUCAACGAAUGCAUGCACCCAACAAAUCCCCACAAACACUGCCAAUUUUCUCGUGACACCGUCCUUCCCCUUCGAAUUCUCGACCUCGGGAAACCAGAAGAUUCUUGUUCAAGGGUCAAAUUGAAAGUCAACGAGACAGACACACACGCUCCAUACCUGGCCCUUAGCUAUUGUUGGGGAAAGCCGCUCGGCUCCAGGAAGCCGCUGCAACUACGGAAGAGCAAUCUCCAAAGACUUGUCAAAGGCAUCAAAAUACGCAAACUUCAACAAUCUAUACAGGAUGCCAUCUGUGCCACUCGCAAACUUGGUUAUCGAUACCUGUGGGUUGAUGCUCUUUGCAUCAUUCAAGACUGCGAUGCCGACAAAGGAACAGAGAUAGGCCGCAUGGCAUCCAUCUACAAGAAUGCUUCCAUCACAAUUGCGGCAUCUACAUCAGAAAAUGCGGCACAUGGGUUUCUUUCGGGGGAGAUGAAGCCUUACUGCCCGGACUAUGCUGUUUCCAUCCCCAUGGCUAACGGUACGACUGGCACUGUAUUUGUUUCAUCAGGACUGUAUGAACUCGAUCAUCCCCUUGACAAGAGAGGAUGGACACUACAAGAGUUCAUGCUGUCAUCGAGGAUGUUGAUAUUCUCUGAUUACGAGCUUCUAUGGCAGUGCAAAGAAGUCGAUCUUCGCAGCGUUUCUGCAGCAGGGCUCGAAUAUCUACAGCCCCUGGAAACUCUUCCGUGGACGGUCUUCGAAAACGAAGACGCAGAACCUUUUUACGGUGAUCUUGACUCCGACAAGCUCUAUCUCUGGAAGACCAUCGUACAACAAUACACGGAUCGCCAACUCAGCUACACCAGCGACAAGCUUAAUGCUAUCAUGGGAAUAACCUCUGAGCUACAAAUACUGUGGCGCGACGUAAAUAUUUACGGUCACUGGAAAAGAUGGUUCAUCCAGCUCCUUGUCUGGUAUAAGCCAGACCUCAAGAGAGAAGAACAGCGACACCUUGAGAGGGCUCCUAGCUGGUCGUGGGCAUCUAUGGAUGGCGCGAUCCGGUAUGAAGGAAUGCUUGCUACUGAAGAUGCCAGAUUGAAGUCAUUGACUGUGCAAGCUGCAGAGCUAUCCUGUCGCAUGCUU